GCGGCCGGUCGUUGUCGAGUUCCACAGCUGCUGGCGGCGGCGUCGUCUACUUUUGCGUACCGGCGGCCGCGCGGCCCAGGGGUUUAGUGUGUGUCUCCAGGUCACUUGGAAUGCAUUCUACACAUACAGAUGAGGAGUCACAUUUUUCAGCAUAAAUUUCAUUUAUACUGUGACUUCACUUUACAAGACUUUUAUAUCAUUACCACUGAAAAUGUUUAAUGCCUAUAUUAAGCUAUUAAAAACAUGCUACAGUAAACAUCUUUAUAGUUUGUAGAGGAUGCCAAAUGAGAGAACCCCCCACCCAAGUCAAACUCAGGAGCAAGAAUGUUUACAGAGUCAGUGUGUCAAUAAUAAUGAUAUGGCAAUCAAGCAAGAACAUGAUGGCAAUGCGGAGGUGGAGGAAAGCCUCCCUGCUUGUUGGUCUGCCAUUGGACCAUCCACUUCUGCUGAGGGGUGUCUGUCGGAAGUUCCGAGGAGAGGGCCGGCCCUGCUGCAUAUUGACAGACAUCAGAUCCAGGCAGUGGAGCCGAGUGCGCAGGCCCUUGAACUGCAGGGGUUGGGUGUGGAUGUCUAUGACCAGGAUGUGCUGGAGCAAGGUGUGCUUCAGCAGGUGGACAGCGCCAUCCACGAGGCCAGCCGCGCGGCCCAGCUCCACGAUGCGGAGAAGGAGUAUCGAUCAGUCCUGGAUGACCUCACGUCAUGUACGACAUCCCUAAGGCAAAUCAAUAAAAUUAUUGAACAGCUUAGCCCUCAAGCCGCCACCAACAGAGACAUCAACAGGAAACUAGAUUCUGUAAAACGACAGAAGUAUAAUAAGGAACAACAGCUAAAGAAGAUCACAGCAAAACAAAAGCGGCUCCAGGCCAUCCUUGGAGGAGCAGAGGUAAAAGUUGAACUCGAUCAUGCCAGUGUGGCGGAGGAGGAUGCAGAACCAGGUCCAUCCUGUCUCGGCAGCAUGCUCAUGCCUGUCCAGGAGACUGCUUGGGAGGAGCUCAUCCGCACUGGCCAGAUGACACCUUUUGGUACCCAGAUCCCUCAGAAACAGGAGAAGAAGCCUAGAAAACUAAUGCUCAAUGAAGCAUCAGGCUUUGAAAAGUAUUUGGCAGAUCAAGCAAAACUGUCUUUUGAAAGGAAGAAGCGAGCUUUUAAUAAAAGAGCAGCUAGAAAAGCUCCAGCUUCUGUCACUUCGGAGCUGAGCCCAACACUCAAUGAAAACAAACCAAAUGAGGGAAGCAAAGUUCUCUCAAAAACAGAUAAGCGCUUGAAAAAGCACAUCAGGAAACUCCAGAAGAGGGCUCUUCAGUUCCAGGGGAAAGUGAGACUGCUAAAGGGAAGGAAACCCUUGGAGUCUGAUAUGAGGCCAAAGGCAGAGGGGGACUCUGAGAGUGAAGAGUCCGAGUACUUACCCACGGAGGAGGAGCGGGAGGAGGCGGUGGGGGCCGACUUGUCCGGAGAAGGCACUGACUGUGAAUUGAGGCCUGUGCUCAAGCGGCCAAAACGGCAGAAGAAGGUCACAGUGCCGGAGAUUGAUGAUGACUUUUUUCCAAGUUCUGGGGAUGAAGCUGAAGCCGCAGGAGGAGGAGGAGGUCGGAAAGUAGUGAGAUGCCGGGACGACGGAGAUGAAGAUUGUUAUAAGCAGCGAUUAAGGAGAUGGAAUAAACUGAGACUGCAGGACAAAGAGAAGUAUCUGAAGCUUGAAGACGAUUCUGAGGAAAGUGAUGCCGAAUUUGACGAAGGUUUUAAAAUGCCGGGUUUUCUGUUCAAAAAGCUUUUUAAGUACCAGCAGACAGGUGUUAGGUGGCUGUGGGAAUUGCACUGCCAGCAGGCAGGAGGAAUUCUGGGAGACGAAAUGGGAUUGGGCAAGACCAUCCAGAUAAUUGCCUUCUUGGCAGGUCUGAGCUACAGCAAGAUCAGGACUCGUGGUUCAAAUUACAGGUUUGAGGGGUUGGGUCCGACUAUAAUUGUCUGUCCAACAACAGUGAUGCAUCAGUGGGUGAAGGAAUUUCACACGUGGUGGCCUCCCUUCAGAGUGGCAGUUCUGCAUGAAACUGGCUCCUGUACCCACAGAAAGGAGAAGCUAAUUCGAGAUAUUGCUCAUUGUCAUGGAAUUUUGAUCACUUCUUACUCCUACAUUCGAUUGAUGCAAGAUGAUAUUAGCAGGCAUGACUGGCACUACGUGAUCUUGGAUGAAGGACACAAAAUUCGAAACCCAAAUGCUGCUGUCACCCUUGCUUGCAAACAGUUCCGCACCCCUCAUCGCAUCAUCUUGUCUGGCUCACCAAUGCAAAAUAACCUCCGAGAGCUGUGGUCGCUCUUUGAUUUCAUCUUCCCGGGAAAGUUGGGCACAUUGCCCGUGUUUAUGGAGCAGUUCUCAGUCCCCAUCACCAUGGGGGGAUACUCAAACGCCUCCCCCGUACAGGUUAAAACUGCUUAUAAGUGUGCGUGCGUCUUACGAGAUACCAUAAAUCCAUACCUACUGCGGAGAAUGAAGUCAGAUGUCAAAAUGAGCCUUUCUUUGCCGGAUAAAAAUGAACAGGUCUUAUUUUGCCGUCUUACGGAUGAGCAACAUAAAGUCUACCAAAAUUUCAUUGAUUCCAAAGAAGUUUAUGGAAUUCUCAAUGGAGAGAUGCAGAUUUUCUCUGGACUUACAGCCCUGAGAAAAAUCUGCAACCACCCUGAUCUCUUUUCUGGAGGCCCCAAGAAUUUCAAAGGUAUUCCAGAUGAUGAACUAGAAGAAGAUCAGUUUGGAUACUGGAAACGUUCUGGGAAAAUGAUAGUCGUUGAGUCCUUGUUGAAAAUAUGGCAAAAGCAGGGUCAACGAGUAUUGCUAUUUUCUCAGUCAAGACAGAUGCUGGACAUACUUGAAGUAUUCCUUAGAGCCCAAAAGUAUUCCUAUCUCAAGAUGGAUGGUACCACUACAAUAGCUUCAAGACAACCACUGAUUACAAGAUACAAUGAGGAUACAUCCAUAUUUGUGUUUCUUCUGACCACUCGAGUAGGCGGCAUAGGAGUCAACCUGACCGGGGCAAACAGAGUCAUCAUCUAUGACCCCGACUGGAACCCAAGCACAGACACGCAGGCCCGGGAGCGAGCGUGGAGGAUAGGCCAGAAGAAACAGGUGACGGUGUACAGGCUUCUGACUGCGGGCACCAUUGAAGAGAAGAUUUACCACCGACAAAUCUUCAAGCAGUUUUUGACAAAUAGAGUGCUAAAAGAUCCAAAGCAAAGGCGGUUUUUCAAGUCCAAUGAUCUUUAUGAGCUGUUUACUCUGACUAGUCCCGACGCAUCCCAGAGCACUGAAACCAGUGCUAUUUUUGCAGGAACUGGUUCAGAUGUUCAGACACCCAAACGCCAUUUAAAAAGAAAACUUCAACCGGCCUUUGGAACAGACCAUAACAUUCCAAUAAGCAGCAAGUUUCCUGACUCUAAUGCAUCUGCAAAUGAUGCCCCAUCAUCUGAAGAGAAAUCCACAGCUCUAGGGGCUGAAGUAAAGGCAGUAAUUUCUAAUCAAGGGGAUCCUUUGAAAGAGGUCCCUGAAACACCUGGUAAUCUAACCAGCAGUGACAGACUUGGAGAAGAGACAAGUGCAGUGUCUGGACUAGAGGAGUUGUCAGUGAUUAGUGGAAAUGGGGAGUGUUCAGAUUCUCCAAGAAUCAGCAAAAUGUCCAGGACAUCUGGUGAGGAAAGCGUCGAUGAAAAGCAAGGUCUUUCUGUCAAAAAAGAAAGCUGCCAGGUUCAAACAGAACCUCUUUGGGAGAGGGAACAAAUGGAAAAUAAUUUUUAUAAGCACAAGUCAAAAACAAAACACAAUGUGGCAGAAGAAGAGACCCUGGAGAAACACCUGAGGCCGAAGAAAAAGCUGAAGAACUCUACGCAUCGCAGAGACGCCAAGUUUGAAGGCACGCGGAUUCCACACCUAGUGAAGAGAAGGCAGUACCAGAAGCAAGACGAGGAUGAGCGUGAGCCCAAGGAACGGAGCCAUGACGAUUAUGUUCUGGAAAAGCUUUUCAAGAAAUCAGUCGGAGUGCACAGUGUCAUGAAACACGAUGCCAUCAUGGACGGAGCCAGUCCCGAUUAUGUGCUGGUGGAGGCGGAGGCCAACCGCGUGGCCCAGGAUGCCCUGAAGGCGCUGAGACACUCUCGCCAGCAGUGUCUGGGAGCAACGUCUGGUGUUCCCACCUGGACCGGCCAGAGGGGGAGUUCUGGUGCACCAACCAGAAUAAAGAGCAGAUUUGGUCAGAAAAGGAAUUCCAGCUUCUCUGUGCAGCAUCCUUCUUCAACAUCUGCAAAGGAGAAAGGCCAGGAUGGCAUCAUGAAAAAGGAUGGAAAAGAUACUGUUUCUGAGCAUUUUAGUGGAAGAGUGGAAGAUGCAGAGUCUUCAUCCGGGGCCCUCAGUUCGUCCUCACUGUUGGCUAAAAUGAGAGCUAGAAACCACCUGAUUUUGCCAGAGCGAUUAGAAAGUGAAAACAUGCACCUCCAAGAGGCUUCUGCUCCACCGCCCCCCACCACAGAGCACGAUGACCUGCUGGUAGAGAUGAGAAACUUCAUUGCCUUUCAGGCCCGUGUGGAUGGCCAGGCCAGCACUCGGGAGAUACUGCAGGAGUUCGAGUCCAAGUUAUCCACGUCACAGUCUUGUGUCUUUCGAGAACUGUUGAGAAAUCUGUGCACUUUUCAUAGAACUGCUAGUGGUGAAGGAGUUUGGAAACUCAAGCCAGAAUACUGCUGAUCAUCAUUACUUUCUAAACUUAUAAUUGACUUUUUCUAAUGGGAAUUUCUGAUUAUUAAUCCUAUGAUUAAUAAUCAUAUAUUUGUCGACGGAAGUUGGCUGCAUUUGAUGUUUACUUUGAAUGCUAUCUACCUCAUAAUUCAAACUUUAAGGAAGAAGAAAUUCUUCUCAGACACCUAAAAGUUUUAAAAAUAGUUGCAUUGAUAUAUUUUUUUUUUGGCACUAUGAAUUGUGUUACAAAAUCAGGGACCUAAUGGUUAAUUCUUGGAACACAUAUGUUUCUUUACCCAAAAGAUGCUGUCAGGGAGCAUAUUACUGCUCAUUUAGAAGUUUAUAGACCAGAAAUCUGAAGAAUUCUUUCUCCUGGUGCUAAAAACAUGUCUUAUAUUCGAUCAGACCCGUUCAAUAAAUUAGUUCAUCAAUACCUGAUAAUAGCAUCAUUUUUGGUGCGUAGCUUUUAAAUGUUAUCAUUUGUCACCCCAAAAAAGAUCAGAUUUGUUAUCUUUUGAAUCAUAUUAAUUGCCUUUAAACGAUCUUCCUUUUAAGGUACUGUUAGAUUGGCGGGUAGUUUUAUUAGUAAAGCAUGAAAUAGCUUGGUAAUAAAUGAUAGGACAUGUAUUUGCAGAAAGUUGUAGUGUCCUCAGUUCCCACUGGCUUUACAUUAAGCAAAGGGCGUCUUUUCCUCCCUACAGUGACUGUUGGUUUUAGGAAAAUGCAAUGUAUUAUCUUAAAAAAAAAACUCAAGCAGAACUAAAAGUAAGUACAAAUAAAACAACCAGCACACACACAUGCACGCAAACAUCACUCCAGACCACAGCCGGAUGUCCCGUCGUUACCACCACUGCAGCCCUCUCUCUCUCUGCUUACGUGCUGGGAGGUAGCGUUGAACGUUUUUUAUUUUAUUCAUUAUUUGCUUUUCCAAGGACACUGAGUACUUGAUAUUAGGCAGCAUUGUUCUCGUCACAUCUGCUGUCCGGUCGUUUUCGUCUCCUUUUCCUUUGAUUCCCUGUGAGUCUCCUGUUGAAGAGGCUUGGUUUUCAGGUGCAUCUCUUCUGUUUCUGGCUGUUGUUGAUGGAUUUAUAGUUCUGUGAUAGUGUUGUUUUGUUCCUCGGUUUGUUUUUCUUGUUUCCUUCUCAUUGUUAUUCUAUCAUCUCAGCUCUGAAGUCUUGUUUUCUUAAAUUCAUUAUAUUCCUUCCAUUUCUUUUUGAGCUGUCACAGUGCAAUUUGUUUGUUUCCUGGGUUUCUUUUCUCUGGCUUGCUGUUUUUCCUCUCUUUGGCUUUUCUGUUUUAUGCUGGCUUCCUCCCGUGCCAUUUCCUUACAUCUUGCUCCUGCUGAAAGUGAGUGGCUGUGUCCAGACCUUCUGUAUGUGCUUCCCUGCAACCCGGAGGUAAGGGGUGUGGGCUUGGGGUUGGGAAGAGCCUGUGCCGGGCAGCGUGCAGCUUUGGUUGGAGGACUGGGUUUUACUUUUCUGUUCUGAGAUUUUAAGUAGCUUGGGCCAAGAAUCCCUCCCCUUAGACCGGGAAUGUCAGAGUCAGAGUCAUGAUUCCCACCAGGAUUUUCUUUUGCUUUUUUUGGAUUGUGGCUUGUUCAUUUUUUUCUGUGUUAAGAGUGAUUCAUUAUAUUUAGAGGAGGAAAUUCUAUUAUUUUCUUCAUUCUGCCAUCAUUAUCUAGAAGUCGUAGAAGGGAUUUUAAACGGGUCAAUAAAUCCUAAACUUGAGCACUUGGCUCAGAAGAGAGUCAAAACUCAUGACUAUUUUGUUUCUGGAAAGUUCUUUUUUUAUUUUUACUUUUGCAACCAUUAGCCAUUAGAAGAUUGCAUCCCACUUGUUCUUGGAUUGAAGUACUGAGGCAUUUCACGAGCAUGAAGUGUUUGGACAUCAUCGUCUAUACUGGCUGCAAUCUAAACUGUGCUGAGCUGGAGAAGUUGUAGCCUUCUCAUCAAGUAGAAGAUGCCAUCACAAGUUAUGGUGCAGUAGAAGCAAGGUGGCCCUCACUCCAGUUCUUGUCACAGCUGUGCCACUGGCAUGCUGUGUCCUUGGGUAGGUCACUGCCCUAUAGAUGUUGUCAUCAUGCCUCCGGGUGGAGAGACUUAGAGGAAGAUGCUCUAAGUGGAAUGGUUUAAACAAUACAGAGUAACUUACUCAUUUAGAUAAAAUCUAAUUUUUGGAACUUUAAAAGCUUUGUACAAUGUAGAUAGAUUUAAUGUAUUUAAUUUAACAUGUUGUAUCAGUAUCAAGCUACAAAUAAAGGAUUUUAAAAUUUCACAAAAUUUUAAAAAUUCCUUAGGUAAUACAUGAAUAUAUUGUCACUCUUUACAAGUUUUCAGGCAAUACUCUCCCUCCCCACCCUCUUGCUCCUGUCCCAGAGAUAAGUACUGUAUUUGGUGUGGAUUCUUCCCGCUGUUUUCCGUGCAUUUACAAGUGCAUGCGGCAGAGACUGCUGCUGUAACGUCUGUUUCCCUCCUGAGUUCUACCUGGACAGGGGCUGCUCAGCUGAAGACUCUCCUUCCCAGCCCCCCUUAUAGUUAGUUGUGGCCGCAUGACCAGUCAAUGGGAUGCGAUUUAACUUCCAGAUUAGCCCUUAAAUAAGAAAUCGGGUGCACACUCCUCGUAACUUCCUCUUGCUUGCUUGCUGAGAUGCCUGUGGGUGCUUAAGCAGUGACGUGAGAUGGACAGAAGUCACGUGUUGAGGAUGGAGAAGUUGGCCUGCCGGUCUUGAACUGCUUGCUGUUCACCUGUUUCUUAAGAGCAAAAUAAAUUCUGACUUGUUUUAAACCACUGUCGUUUGGAGUCUCUUUUAUUACAGCAGCUAGUUUUGUUUUAUAUAUGUGAU
This is a messenger RNA of Diceros bicornis minor, 7559 nucleotides long. RefSeq names its product ERCC excision repair 6, chromatin remodeling factor (gene ERCC6). Gene Ontology annotation, molecular function: ATP binding; ATP-dependent chromatin remodeler activity. NCBI's taxonomy places the organism in Eukaryota, Metazoa, Chordata, Mammalia, Perissodactyla, Rhinocerotidae. The transcript is spliced from 22 exons. The coding region runs from base 278 to 4726 and encodes 1482 amino acids. The record is from RefSeq and is a predicted model, not a curated record. Gene Ontology annotation, cellular component: nucleus. Gene Ontology annotation, biological process: transcription-coupled nucleotide-excision repair.